This is a messenger RNA of Dermatophagoides farinae (American house dust mite), 734 nucleotides long. RefSeq names its product Mediator complex subunit 20 (gene MED20). Gene Ontology annotation, molecular function: transcription coactivator activity. Gene Ontology annotation, cellular component: mediator complex. Lineage: Eukaryota; Metazoa; Arthropoda; Arachnida; Sarcoptiformes; Pyroglyphidae. The record is from RefSeq and is a predicted model, not a curated record. Gene Ontology annotation, biological process: regulation of transcription by RNA polymerase II.
AGAAAGUUUCUUGAUAUAUUCGUUACCAGUGUCGAAAAAUUUUUUCUCGCAAUUUUUUCUUUUGACCACAUUUUAUUAUUGAUCUCAUUGGUUUUUGAAACAAAAUGGUUGUCAGUUCCGUUCAUAUUGUUUCGGAUUUUGCUGCCGGUCCACAAAUGGUCGAAACAUUUCAGACAAAUCUGGAAACAUUGGGUGCAAAAAAAUCGGGCAAUUUUCUAAUCGAAUGCGACACUUAUUAUUCUAAUGCCGCAAUAUUCCCCACACAAAAGUUGCUCAAUCUAUUACAAUCAUCGGAAUAUCCUGCCAGUGCAUUUUCAUUGAUAGAAAAUGGUCCAACCAUUGUUGCCGAUUCAUCUUUCGAACAGAUAAUUACUAAUUUAUCAAAUUUUUAUUCACCCAAAAAAUUGGCUCGUGUUGAAGUCCGUGGUCAAAAAUGGACGCUUGGUGAUUUCAUUGUCAAACUUGGAUCAUGUACAAUGGGAGCUAAUUUCAAAGCGGUUAUUGCCGAAAUCGAAUAUGGCCCUUGUUCGGUACCAAGUGCUUGUUGGGAUCUAAUUAAAGAAUUGGGACGAUCAUUUGUUGGCCCUUCGAUUAGUAAACCACAUCAACAUUUAUUAGCUCGUAUGAAUGAAUUGUAUGGUCCAGUGGAUACGAUCCAUCAAUAUAAUGAUAUAUUCAAUCAGAUUAAAAAACAAACACCUCAAGGUAAUACAAUGUAAAUUCAAUUCAAUCAA